UAAACCCACACUAACUAAAACUAACUAACCCCAAAACCCACACUACAAAUCCACGACGCGCCGAGCUGACCUCCCCGCUCCCAAGUCCCAACCAACCAAAACCCAAAGCCAGCCAUGUCGCGCGUGCGCGACGCCGCCCUCCUCCUGGCGUCCGCCCUCCUGCCGCUCGCCGCGGGCACCCUCCUGCCGGCCGCCGGGCCCGAGGACCCGCGGUGCCGGGCGACGGCGCCGCGGCGGGGCGCGCUGGCGGUGUACCCGAGCGACAUGGAGCAGCUGCAGUUCCUGCUCAACGCCAAGUUCGUGGAGGCCGAGUGGUUCCUGCACGCCGCGCUCGGCCGCGGCGUGGACUUCCUGGACCGCGACCUCGCCGCGGGCGGGCCGCGCCCCGCCGGCGCCAGGAGGGCGGCGCUCGACUUCCGCACCACCGAGGUCGCCGCCGAGCUCGGGUACCAGGAGGUCGGCCACAUCCGGGCCAUCCGCCAGGCCGUGGGCGGGUUCCCGCGCCCCGCCAUCGACCUCGCCGCCGACCGCUUCGCCAUGGUCAUGGACGGCGCCAUGGGCGCCCGCCUCGACCCGCCCUUCGACCCCUACAACAGCACCAUCAACUUCCUCCUCGCCUCCUACGUCUUCCCGCACAUCACCGCCGCCGCCACCAUGGGCAUCAGCUCCUCCCUCAUGGGCUUCGUCUCCAAGCGGCUCCAGUCGAGCAUCCUGGCGGUGGAGGCCGGGCAGGACGCGGUGAUCCGGCUGCUGCUGUACCAGCGCGCCGACGAGGCCGUCCCGCCGUACCAGGGCCACACCGUCGCCGACUUCACCCGCCGGAUCUCCGAGUGGCGCAACCGGAUGUCGGGGUGCGGGGCCAAGGACGAGGGGGUCAAGGUCCUCGACCGCCAGCAGGGAGCCGAGCGGCGAACCAUCAGCAACAUCCUCGGCGCCGGCGAGGACUCGCUCGGGUUCCAGCGCACGCCGGCGGAGGUCCUCCGAAUCCUCUACGGCUCGCGCAACGAGCAGAUCCCAGGCGGCUUCCUGCCGAGGGGAGCCAACGGCACCAUCGCCAGAGGCUUCUUCCAGCUCGCAUAGCUUCAAUAACAUACCACGUCUUGAGUUCAGAAACAACUGAUCUUCCAGUUGCAAACAAGAAAUCUGAAUCGUAUUCUUGGAUAUACGGAUAUA
This is a messenger RNA of Panicum virgatum (switchgrass), 1173 nucleotides long. RefSeq names its product desiccation-related protein PCC13-62-like. The record is from RefSeq and is a predicted model, not a curated record. Bases 115 to 1080 code for a protein of 321 amino acids. NCBI's taxonomy places the organism in Eukaryota, Viridiplantae, Streptophyta, Magnoliopsida, Poales, Poaceae. The transcript has 2 exons.